Polychytrium aggregatum is the source of this 1047-nucleotide messenger RNA. RefSeq lists its product as uncharacterized. The record is from RefSeq and is a predicted model, not a curated record. The coding region runs from base 196 to 870 and encodes 224 amino acids. The transcript has 6 exons. NCBI's taxonomy places the organism in Eukaryota, Fungi, Chytridiomycota, Chytridiomycetes, Polychytriales.
CAUGCUCGACUCCGUUCGGACAAGCGUCGUCGGAACUCGGCUGUGGACUAUAUCAGCGGCCCAACCUGCAGCACACCGGGAUGCCCGAGAGGCAGCAGCAUCAUCAUCGGCCGAUACUCGCAUCGGUGAACAUCGUCAUCGGUUUGGCCCUAGUCCACGCCCAUACCAAGAUCUGAACACUCAUCAAACAUCAGCAUGGCUGCCAAACGGUCCGAGAUGCCAUGGAGGCAGUUUCUAUCCAACAUUUUGGUGGGACUGGCAAUGCUGCUACUGGGCUUAUGUCUUCUUGGAGGACUCAAUGUGACAUUUUUCAAAGAUAUCUCCUGGGCUUCGAGCGACAAGUACUACACCGCCCUUUGGGGGUUCUGCCCCACGGCGGCAGUCAAUGCUUCAUACUCGAUCUCGGAAUGCACUUCGUUCUUGGGAGCUCCCGUGAACCCAAUUCCUUUCGAUAUUCGCCAGCUGGAUAUCGGCAAGACCGUCGUCGAGUGGGUGCUUCACGUCCUUGCAUUCAUCGUGGCCUUGGUCUCGCUUAUCCUGGCCGUGACCGACAGCAUCUCCAUGGCAUCAUGGUAUGCGGCCAGUGCGUCCGUCAUCAACCUGAUCGGAACCAUCGUGGCCGGCAUCGAUGUCAUUUCUGUGAUACAGAACAUCAAUGCCAACCAUGCCUGGGGCGAUAGCAAUGCCAAUAUCGGCGCGGGGAUCUUCUUCAGCAUCCUAGCCUUUAUGACGCUGGCUGCCUCGGCAGCAGUGUACCGAAUGGAGCAGAUGCGCAUCGAGAAGACCGAUGUCGAGAAAAAGCUCAAGAAAGUCGAGGAGCAGCUCGCCAAGGCCACCAACCCGACUGCCGUGCGAGUUGUCCGGCUGUGAGCCAAAUGAAAUACAGCACCCACUCACUUCCCUUGGUCUGAGUGCCGAGGGCAGCCGUCCUGAUAAUACAGCAGUUUCCAAUCGCAGCAGCCGUCUCGGCUCAAACUGGGCAUCGGGGAAUACUCUCAUGGACCCGGACUACCGAUACAAUACACAUCCCAUCACACACCACAUAUA